AUGCAAUCACUCAUCCGGCCCAACUGGCAAGGUUUACAGGCAUUAUUAGUAGGUCCCUCUAGCUACUCUAGUGACACCAACUGUCUGAUAGUGUGGAAUACCCUCGAGUAUUUUACUUCAACAAAUUCGGAGUCAUCCUCAGUGCGGCUUGAGACCAGCUUCACGAAAUCCAAGCCGCUCAACGACAGUUUCGUGUGGUGGGAAGGUAAUGGCUUCUGCGGCACUGGCCGCUCAACGAAUGCAUGCGCAACCUUCCAUGGUGGUCUAUACGACAACACAUCAACCUCACUUGACCCUGCAUUCUCGAACUCCUCUACAAGCCUUGGCAGCAACUACCCACCUUGCCAAUUUGUGACUGACAAGAUGACACUCAACGUCAAUACGAGCCUGAGCAACUUCUCUUUUGGUAUUGCGCAGAAGGAUAUGCAUGAACAGGGCUACCACCCGCAAGCUGGUCUCGGUAAUGGGCUCUCUGUUCGAAUUCCCAACAAUCAGCUUGUGGUGCCAGACCUUUCUAUCGAUAAAACCAGCGGAGCCGUGACAUACAAUUACACCGACCCAGACCUCCUCCUGCUGUCUCUCCAGUCUACAAACUCAGAUGAUAUGACGACGCUUGGACGAAAUUUUUUCACGAGUGCAUACCUCAUGGUUAAUCAUGAUACGAGCCAGUAUACUUUAUGGGCGGCCAACGCAACUACAGAGAAAGCGCUCGUCGCGGUGGAUGGGAAUAACCAAGUAUAUAAAGACCUUUGCACUGUUGAUACCGCAAGCCCUCUGAGUCCUAGUACAACUACAACUACAACUUCUUCCAAAUCUCAAAACGGACUUUCGUCUGCUGAGAUAGCGGGUAUUGUUGUAGGAAGCGUUGCCGGGGUAGCUUUGGUUCUUGGGACCCUGCUUUUUUCCAACGUAAGAAGAAAGCCAAAACUCAACCGGUGGAAGCUGGAGGCUAUGGACCUUAUGUCUCGUCUGCUUCGACCUCAACAUAUGUUGACUUUCAGGAGCUCCCUGUUGAAGUGCAUCCGCAUGAGCUCCCUGGGACUUUCUCUCAACAUGAGCUUGCUGCAAAGGAAAAUCCAGUGCGGCCAAUAG
This is a messenger RNA of Penicillium taxi, 1092 nucleotides long. RefSeq names its product putative aspartic-type endopeptidase (gene ap3). The transcript is spliced from 3 exons. Bases 1 to 1092 code for a protein of 363 amino acids. Lineage: Eukaryota; Fungi; Ascomycota; Eurotiomycetes; Eurotiales; Aspergillaceae. The record is from RefSeq and is a predicted model, not a curated record.